Molecule: messenger RNA, 941 nt
Organism: Cynara cardunculus var. scolymus (artichoke)
Lineage: Eukaryota; Viridiplantae; Streptophyta; Magnoliopsida; Asterales; Asteraceae
Exons: 3
Coding region: 92-496 (134 amino acids)
Source: RefSeq, a predicted model, not a curated record
GGUAACUCAAACGAGAAGAAGAAACAGAUCGACUCAUCAUCUCUCUCGUAUCAUCUCCGAAACAGUCAAUCGGAAAAAGAAAUUGUGAGAAAUGGCUGAACCAAAAUCACCUAUGAGGAAGCCUGUUUUCACCAAGGUUGAUAGCCUGCGUCCUGGAACCAGUGGUCAUAAUCUGAUAGUGAAAGUUGUUAGUUCGAAGUUGGUGUUGCAGAAGGGCCGUCCGGAUGACCGUCAAGUGCGAAUUGCUGAAUGCUUGGUAGGAGAUGAGACCGGGACUAUACUAUUUACUGCAAGAAACAAUCAAGUUGACCAGAUGAAAGCCGAUAGCACUGUAAUCUUGCGCAAUGCCAAAAUCGACAUGUUCAAGGGAUCAAUGAGGCUCGCGGUCGACAAAUGGGGUCGUGUUGAGGUGACUGAUCCCGCCACUUUCAUCGUAAAAGAAUACAACAAUCUAUCACUUGUUGAAUACGAGCUCGUGAACGUGAUGGAAGAGUGACCGAAAGAAAUGCUUAUCUUUCAUGCUGUUAUCGUGCCAUAAGAAAAAAAAAUCUCGAUAGAGUUCCAUUGGUUUCUUGAGAUUGUGGAAUUUCUCGAUAAUUAUGCCGUUCUUCUAUCGGUCAUGAUUUUUGACGGAAAAAAUAGUAUUGUAGGUGAAAAAUUUGAAGAAAAUCUGAUUUUCUACGAGAGGAAAGUCCGACGAUAAGGAUUGGGAGAAUCGGUGGAACCUUGACGGAUUUUAACUCGAUUGGUUAAAUGUGUUCGAUGAGAUAAAAAAAGUGUUCGGUUUGGUUUGGUUUGGUUUUUGUUAUUAAGACUUGGGAUUUUGUUACGUGUUUUCGAAGUAUAAAAGUUUGCCGAGAGAUCAGUUAUCGAACGAUUUGUGUGCGAGUUUAUGAAUGUAUCGUGUGUUUAAUAACUAUGGGUCUAUUUAUUUUUCCGGU